AUGGGUUUAUUAAGAAAGAUAAAUGGUUAUGGGACCACUGGGCCUAUAAAUUUCACCAACAUUAAUUUCAUAUUCUAUACCUCCAGGCACAGAUACGACAGUGAGCACAAUCACUAUCUUCCGUACAAAACCAGAGGACGCUGGCAACUACACCUUAAUUUGCAGCAAUCACCAUCAAUCAAGAAGGCGUCUGGGGACUAGUGGAACUCCUCACAUCCAUAGAAAAUUGGGAACUAAUCCAUGUCUUGCUUUAACUAAGAUCUAAUUGAGAAAAUACAUUCUAC
Acanthoscelides obtectus is the source of this 284-nucleotide messenger RNA. NCBI's taxonomy places the organism in Eukaryota, Metazoa, Arthropoda, Insecta, Coleoptera, Chrysomelidae. The record is from the annotation of a GenBank genome assembly.